Molecule: messenger RNA, 1199 nt
Organism: Neurospora tetraspora
Lineage: Eukaryota; Fungi; Ascomycota; Sordariomycetes; Sordariales; Sordariaceae
Exons: 4
Coding region: 97-1035 (312 amino acids)
Biological process (GO): protein folding in endoplasmic reticulum
Cellular component (GO): EMC complex
Molecular function (GO): protein binding
Source: RefSeq, a predicted model, not a curated record
UCUCCCAAGGAGAACAAGCGACGGAAUCCGUCGUCCGAGCUGAACCCCACGAUUAUCGAACUAUCGCGACUCGAGCUAUCGCAUUGAAUAUCUAAAAUGGCGCCCUCGCUUCUCUAUAACCCGGCCAAACUCCCUCCUUCGGCAGCUCUCCAACUCGCACAGCAAGCCCCCGUUGUCUUGCAAGGAUCGUCAUCAGCGUCCGAGACGGUGGACCAGUGGGCAACAUACGAGAAUCUGCUGCUAUCAUGCCUCCGAACCGGCGAUGAUGAAGCUGCCGCAAAAUGCAUGGAUCGACUAGAGGCACGGUUUGGCGCCGACAAUGAGAGAGUGAUGGCUCUAAGGGGCUUGUUGUCCGAGGCCCAGGCCCAGAACAACGGAGAGCUGGAAGCGGUGCUCAAGCAAUACGACGCGAUUCUGGAAGGAAACAGCACCAAUAUCCCUAUCACAAAGCGUCGGAUUGCCCUCCUACGAUGCAUGGGCCGCGUCUCGGAUGCCGCAUCGGCUCUCGUACAACUCCUCGACUUUUCCCCAACCGAUGCCGAGGCCUGGUCUGAGCUGUCCGAUCUCUACUUCACACAAGGGCUAUAUUCCCAGGCCAUCUACGCGUUGGAAGAGGUCCUCCUCUUGUCGCCCAAUGCCUGGAACAUACAUGCACGACUGGGAGAGUUGCAGUACAUGGCUGCCACGACUUCCGGAAAUGGCGGUGGGUCCCAGCAAAAAUACUUGGCCGAGGCGCUCAAGCGGUUUGCUCGGAGCAUUGAGCUGUGCGACGACUAUCUCCGUGGUUACUAUGGGCUGAAGCUGGUCACCACGAGGCUCCUUAAGGAACAGGCCAAGCAGGCAAAGCAAACCGACGAUGGCGAGUUCACUCUGCCUGAUUCCAAGACAAUUGAGCGUCUCGACGAGCUUGCGACAGCCAAGCUAUCGGAAAUUGUUCGUCACAGCACUCUGAAGGACAGGGGCUGGCGCGGCUAUGACGAACGUGAGGUUGCAGCCGCCCGGGAAUUGCUCUCACAAAAUGGAAUUGAGAGGUGAGAUUUGAUGCCGUUGAACGAGGCAAACGGCACGGCGCCCAGUCCAGUGACCGAUUCGAUAUGCCUAUUGCCUCUUUUGAUCUCUUGAUGGAUGGUGUUUGGCACAAUCGGAAUGUGUUAGCGAAACCCACCGGGCGUGAUGGAAGCCGUCGUCGCAAUCGGAAC